UUACCUCCCAGAUUCUCGUAAAGCACAUGGUGCAACCUGUUACCUAAUGGACCAGCGUCACUUAGCUCCUCUUACCUUCUAAGGGAAACACUGACCUGGGAUUAAAGUGCACCAAGCCAUAUACAGUGGCCUGAGCCAUCCCAAGGAGUCCGGAGCCUCUAACUGGGGACCUUCCACACCCUCUUCGAGUGACUUACAGCAGCACCAACAGUCACGAUGAAAGUUCUAAUCUCUUCUGUCCUUCUGUUGUUGCUGCUACUGCUGAUGUCCAUCGUCUCUAGCAACCCAAGUCCAGGGGUCGCCACAGGCCAGAGGGACCGACGCCAGGCUUCUGGGAGGUGGAUCCAGGAAGGUGGCCAAGAAUGUGAGUGCAAAGACUGGUUCCAGAGAGCUCCGACAAGAAAACUCAUGGCAGUGCUCAGGCUGCCAAAGAAGCAGUGUCCCUGUGAUCAUUUCAAGGGCAAUGUGAAGAAAACCAGACACCGCAGGCACCACCGGAAGUCAAACAAGCACAUCAGAGCCUGCCAGGAAUUUAUCAAACGUUGUCAGCUAGCAAGCUUUGCUCUGCCUCUAUAGGAGCUCUGAGAGCCCCUUCUCCCAGUGAAACAUUCUCAGUCAAGAAGGAGUCAGCACACCUAGAGAAUGUCCUCCCACCUCAAGCCCCUUCUCCCUGUCCCCACUUCCUAAAUCAUUCCAGUGAUCUCAAAAAGCAAGUUUCCCAAGAUUAUUUUGAUGAUUGCUCCCUCUAGUGCUUUCCCUUGUCAGCCUUUUCCCAUGCCUUCUCAUUCCCCAGGCUUCAUUGAAUCUUAAUUACCUGAAAGAAACCAGGAAACCCCAGCUUCCUAGCUGGUUCCACCUGACCUUAAAUACAACCAGGCAAGUAGCAGGAAGAAGUCAGUAAAUAUCAUUAAAUAUAACAGGUCAAAAUAAUGUUUUUCAAAUGGGGUCUGGCAACUCACAUUCAAGACAGAUGACCAACUCUACCCUGUUCACUCCAAACUCAACCCAGAUUCUACAUCUACACAUACUUCUUCCCACCAUCUGUCCCUCCCUCUCUCUCUCUUACUCUCUCCUGCCCAACUUUUUAUUCUUUUACUCUUUCAACAAACCCUUUCUGAGGUAAGAGCCAAAUGGGGAAACUAAAGCAGGUAUGGCAAUGAAUUAGACAUGGUCUUGUUAAAGAUAA
This is a messenger RNA of Phyllostomus discolor (pale spear-nosed bat), 1186 nucleotides long. RefSeq names its product C-X-C motif chemokine ligand 17 (gene CXCL17). The record is from RefSeq and is a predicted model, not a curated record. Gene Ontology annotation, biological process: positive regulation of macrophage chemotaxis; positive regulation of vascular endothelial growth factor production; negative regulation of inflammatory response. The transcript has 4 exons. Lineage: Eukaryota; Metazoa; Chordata; Mammalia; Chiroptera; Phyllostomidae. Bases 217 to 576 code for a protein of 119 amino acids.